CUUUGUGUUCUUCACCCACUGAUUUCCAUUGUACCUCUCUCUCUAUAUAUUUAUACUAUAGUAUACACAGGCUAAUAGUUCAAACAAAAAAAAAAGGUAUACACAGGCUAAUAGAAAUUAAAUAGAGAUAUACAUACAUGCAUAGAGAGAGUAAGUGGGUCUUUACUACUCUUUAGUGCUCUGUUUCCUGCUAUGCAACUUCAUGGCUAUUUUUGAAGAUAUGGGAGAGAAUCAGUGGGGCUGUUUUGUUCUCUCAGGUCCAUUGAAACUAUAACCCACCAAGUCUCAAAAGCAAAAGCAAACAAAAACAAAAACAAACGGAUCAAUUUUCUUUAUUAUUUUCCUGUUUUUGUUUCUUUCUUCUUCCUUCACUCUCAAGCACAACGUUUUAUGUUCAUUUAUUUUCUAUUUGUACACUUCAUUCUUUAGAAAUCAUGAAGCUUUCUGAUCGUUGAGUGAAUUAUGCUGAAGAAGAAGAGAUCGAGAAGCAUGCAAACAUUAAUGGCGAAUACGAACCAGAAACAGACCAAAACGACGCCGUUUCCACGGCUGUUCACAGCUUUCACCAGCUUCAAAAGCUUCACCGAAAACGACGCCGUCGCCAGCCCAACCUCAACUCUCGACACCAAACCUUUCUCUGUUUUCAAAAACCCUUUUGGACCCGAGAGCCCGAAAACCCACGAACCCAAAAGAACCGGACUAGCCAUCGUCGACUCUCUCAUCCAAGACGAACCCGGAUUCUCCCGACCAAGAUCCGGGUCCAUUCUAUUCGGGUCACAGCUCCGGAUCCGGGUCCCGGACUCUCCACGAUCCUCUUCGGAUUUCGGGACCAAAACAAAGAAUUCUCCGAUCUCCCCUCAGCCGGAAGAAAAAAAAAUUAGCGGGUCGGGUCUCGGGUCGGCCCGAAUCUUGACGGGCUAUUUCUCGACCAGCGAUAUGGAACUAUCGGAGGACUACACGUGCGUGACUUGUCAUGGGCCUAACCCGAGAACGAUCCAUAUAUUCGAUAACUGUAUCGUUGAGAGUCAACCCGGCGUCGUUUUCUUCCGGAGCUCCGACCCCCUUCACGAAUCGAAUCAUUUACCACCCGAUAGCUUUCUCAGUAGCUGCUGUAACUGUAAGAAGAAUCUUGGCCCUCGUGAUGACAUUUUCAUAUAUAGGGGAGACAGAGCCUUCUGUAGCAACGAGUGCAGGUCUCUGGAGAUGAUGUCGGAGGAAGAUGACAUUUGAUGAAAUCAGCUUUUUUUUAGAUUAAAAAAAUGUUAUGAUAAUGACUAAAAUAAAUAACUCGUAAUAUUAAGAUGAAAAUUGUUAGAUAAUAAAUUUUGCUUAGUUGCUUUUUUGCUCGCGGCAGAGUUGGUAUCUGUAUCUAUGUGUGUUAGGUGUCUACAUGCAUAAUCAUAUGCUUCAUCUUUUACU
Molecule: messenger RNA, 1419 nt
Organism: Raphanus sativus (radish)
Lineage: Eukaryota; Viridiplantae; Streptophyta; Magnoliopsida; Brassicales; Brassicaceae
Product: FCS-Like Zinc finger 8-like
Exons: 3
Coding region: 463-1230 (255 amino acids)
Source: RefSeq, a predicted model, not a curated record